GGCGGGGAGGCCGUGGGGGGAGACCCCAGCCCGGCCCCACUGCCCUCCUUGCCCUCCCUGCGCCCAGGAGCGGGUGAAAUUAAAUGGCGGCCGGCACGUCCAGGGGAUAUUACGGGGGUUUGAUCCCUUCAUGAACCUCGUCAUCGAUGAGUGCGUGGAGAUGGCGCCAGGAGGACAGCAGAACAACAUCGGCAUGGUGGUAAUACGAGGAAACAGCAUCAUUAUGCUGGAAGCCUUGGAACGAGUAUAGCAUCGGAGAGAAACCUGCUUUGUUACCAGCCCUGACAAGACCUACCCUAAUAUUUCUUUUUUUUUUUACUCGAAUCUGCUACAAAGCCCUCCUGAGCAUAAACUUAUUUGUUUUGUUAAA
Molecule: messenger RNA, 370 nt
Organism: Egretta garzetta (little egret)
Lineage: Eukaryota; Metazoa; Chordata; Aves; Pelecaniformes; Ardeidae
Gene: SNRPG
Product: small nuclear ribonucleoprotein polypeptide G
Exons: 3
Biological process (GO): mRNA splicing, via spliceosome; spliceosomal snRNP assembly
Cellular component (GO): P granule; U4 snRNP; spliceosomal tri-snRNP complex
Molecular function (GO): RNA binding
Source: RefSeq, a predicted model, not a curated record